AUGACAACCUCGCCCAUCCACAACCGCUUCCUUAAAUCCCAAGAAGACCUCGGUGUCGUAGCCGUUGGCUUCUCGGGGGGGCAAGGGAAAUCUGGCGUCGACGAGGGCCCUCAAGUCCUAAUCGAAUCUGGCCUCCUCACCCAGCUCUCCGACUCGCUCGGUUACAAGCUCCAUGGCGAUGACAAGGUCCAUUCGUACGCCGAGCUUCUUCCACAAUCCGACGAGCCCUACCGAGGGAUGAAGAAUCCCCUCGCCGUAUCCGCCGUCACGCGCCGCAUCGCAGAACAGACCUACGAACAGUCCCGCGAGGGGCGCAUGACCCUCACUCUAGGAGGCGACCACAGCAUCGCAAUCGGCACUGUGGCAGGUGUCGCAAAGGCGACGCGGGAGAGGCUGGGGCGCGAGACGGCCGUGAUCUGGGUCGAUGCGCAUGCAGACAUCAACAGACCGGAGGACAGUGACAGUGGCAACAUUCACGGCAUGCCUGUUGCUUUCCUCACAGGCCUUGCCACCGAGGAAAAGGAGGAGUACUUUGGCUGGAUCAAGGACGACAUGCGCCUGAACAAGAGGAAACUAGUCUACAUUGGCCUGAGGGACGUCGACCAGGCCGAGAAGGUGAUCCUCAGAGAGCACGGCAUCAAAGCGUUCAGCAUGUUCGACAUUGAUAGAUAUGGCAUCGGGCGCGUCGUCGAGAUGGCGCUGGCCCACAUUGGCUCCGACACACCCAUUCACCUGUCCUUUGAUGUCGACGCGCUCGAUCCUCAGUGGGCGCCCAGCACGGGCACGCCCGUGCGCGGCGGCUUGACGCUUCGCGAGGGCGACUUUAUCUGCGAGAGCGUGCAUCAGACCGGCAACCUGGUGGCGAUGGAUCUGGUCGAGGUGAACCCCCAGCUGGCGCAGGACCAGCUGGUUGGUGUGCAAGAGACCAUCAGGGCCGGCUGCUCCUUGGUGCGGUGCGCGCUGGGCGAGUCGUUGUUGUAG
Emericellopsis cladophorae is the source of this 981-nucleotide messenger RNA. Its product is annotated as Arginase-like protein. The record is from RefSeq and is a predicted model, not a curated record. NCBI's taxonomy places the organism in Eukaryota, Fungi, Ascomycota, Sordariomycetes, Hypocreales, Bionectriaceae. The coding region runs from base 1 to 981 and encodes 326 amino acids. Gene Ontology annotation, cellular component: cytosol; nucleus; cytoplasm. Gene Ontology annotation, molecular function: arginase activity; manganese ion binding. The transcript has a single exon.